Messenger RNA from Phyllostomus hastatus (greater spear-nosed bat), 2052 nucleotides. RefSeq names its product GTPase IMAP family member 7-like. The record is from RefSeq and is a predicted model, not a curated record. The transcript has 3 exons. NCBI's taxonomy places the organism in Eukaryota, Metazoa, Chordata, Mammalia, Chiroptera, Phyllostomidae. Gene Ontology annotation, molecular function: GTP binding.
CAGCAAAGAUGACCAGACGCUGGACUGGGCUUUCUGGGCAAGACUUGGGUCAUUUAAUAAGGGUGUUUGUGAUCCACCGCCAUCAUCCAAAAUCCUGAACAUAGCUCUGGAAAUUCUGGUGUGGGAGCGGGCACAUCAACCCAAGCUUGGAAUUUGGCAAAACUGAAGCACCACCAAAUUACGGGACACUGUUUUCUGUCUCUUUAAAAGCAAACAGGUCCUCUGCUGGCCCCACCCAACCUCAGCUUCCUGGCUCAGCGCUUUCAAGGGUGCGAACUCUCUCCUCACAGUUAAAGCACAAGCAGCAGCUGAAAGAGCUCCGUUGGAGAAGACCCGGGAACUCCUCAGCGGGUUGAAGGGAAGCAAAGUUCAGGGACAUAAGCUGAAACUGGGGAUUGGUAACAGGAGGGAAGGUGCCCGUGGACUCUACAAGGUAUUGUGGCUUCUGCUCUGAGGGGUUGGACUGUGGUUCCCUGCUCCCCAGCGGUGCAGAGGAGGACCUGCUGCCCCCGCCCCCUCCGGCUGACUCUCAGCACAGUCUGCAGUUCUGCCAGACCUGGAGGGGACAAACAGCAUCUCACCUUGGAAAUAGAGUGUCUUGCAGGAAGCUGCACCCAGAUUCUCUUGAACCAGCAUGGCCGGCCUUCAGGACAACACUCUGAGGAUUGUUCUGGUGGGAAAAACUGGAUGUGGGAAAAGUGCAACAGGAAACACCAUUCUUGGGAAAAGAACAUUUGAUUCUAGAAUUGCUCCCGGGUCUGUUACCGAGAAAUGUCAGAAAGAAGAGAGGGCCUGGAAGGGGAGGAAGCUUCUUGUUGUGGACACCCCCGGGCUCUUUGACACUGAGAAGGCGCUAUCGACCACCUGUAGGGAAGUCAGCCAGUGUGUCCUCUUCUCCAGCCCUGGGCCUCACGCCAUCAUCCUGGUUGUACCUCUGGGCCGCUUCACGCAGGAGGAGCAAAGAACAGUAGAAUUGAUCAAGGUCAUCUUUGGGAAGUCAGCCAUGAAGCACAUGAUCGUCUUGUUCACUCGGAAAGAAGAAUUGGAAGGUUAGGAGCUCAGUAGCUUUUUAGAAAAUGCAGAUGAACGCCUAAAAACCAUUAUGAGGGAGAGUGGGAAUCGCCGCUGUGCCUUCAACAACAGAAAUGCAGACGAGGCUGAGAAGGAAGCUCAAGUGCAGGAGCUGGUGGGGCUGAUCGAGGCAAUGGUGCAGGAGAACGGAGGGGCUCACUUUUCGGAUCCCAUCUACAAGGACACAGAGAAAACAUGGAAACGUGUGGAAGAGUCACUGAACAAAAUUGCUGCUGAACGAGCACAUAAGGAAGAAAAGGUAAAAGAGAAAUAUGAUCGAGGAGAGAUAUCAAAGCAAGAAAUGGAGAAACAAAUGGCAUCCAUAAAGGAGGAAUAUGAACACAAAAUGAAAAUUGUAAGGGAAGAAGGUGAAGCAAAUAUAUUUAAAAGUAUUUUCAAACGGAUUUUUGGUAUGCUUUCAAAUAUAUGGCAUAGGUUCUGUAACUGAUGCAAAUUUUAUUUUUUCUUCUUAAUUACUGUGAUUUGUCAAUGUGGUAGAUUGUAUUUUCCAAAGAUGGCUAUAAUGAUAUCCACUACCCCAGCUCUGCUUCUUGUACUCUGCGCUGUUGCUCCUUCUGUUGGGUGAUGGGGACUGUGUCCCCUCCUUCAAAUUCCAUGGACUCUGUGACUGCUUUGAUGAGUAGUGGCUGGUCUGACUUCUGAAGUUAGACGGGGACAGUGUUGCCUUGCUCUCUGGGGUACCUGCCCUCAGAACGUGGCCCCCGUGCUGUGAGGAAGCCCAUGUUGCCCAUGGAGAGGCCCCAGGAAGAGGACUGGAAUCCUGGCCCCGUCCCCUGCCUGCUCUUCCAUCUGCCAGUGAGACCACCUGCCAGCCGUGCAGGUGUGGGCACAGGGCGGUGGGCUCUCCAGCUACCAGCAGAGCCGCCUCAGGGGAAGCUGCAGACAGCAAAGCUGGGCCAUCCCCACCCCAUCCCGCCCAGUUUGUAGAUUCAUGAGAAAAAUAAAUGAUGCUGUUUCAAA